Molecule: messenger RNA, 1707 nt
Organism: Aspergillus versicolor CBS 583.65
Lineage: Eukaryota; Fungi; Ascomycota; Eurotiomycetes; Eurotiales; Aspergillaceae
Exons: 7
Coding region: 285-1220 (311 amino acids)
Biological process (GO): positive regulation of transcription by RNA polymerase II
Cellular component (GO): nucleus
Molecular function (GO): DNA-binding transcription factor activity; transcription cis-regulatory region binding
Source: RefSeq, a predicted model, not a curated record
GCGUGACAUGUCGCUGCCAGCUAGUGGCGAUCCGGAGGCAGAGAACACCAGGAGACGGACUAGGACUGGCUGGUUGGUUUUGCCACUUCAUACCUGGACGCGGCGACUGCUGAAGGAAUACAUCUAGCCUCCCGUGCCGUGAUCGUCGCCGAAAGUGCGAUGGGGCCCGUCCUGUCACCCUUGAAUUGUACCAGUACACUAUUCAGCUACUUCUUCAACAAGACCCCGCAAAGCAGGAUGUCUCCGCUUUGGCUACUUGCACUCUACUCUGUGUGUAUGAAAUGAUGGCGUCAGGAGUGGAUGAAUGGCGACGUCAUCUAAAGGGAUGUGCCGCUCACCUUCAAGCCCAAAAGUGGAAUGGAUCCAGCAAAGGCAUCGUAAAGUCAUGCUUUUGGGCAUUUGCUCGUAUCGAUGUGUGGGCGGCUUUCAUUAGCAGGAAAACGACUCUCAUUCCAACCAAUUUCUGGUUGGAUGAUAUGUCAAUUCCAUCGGUGGCCACAAGGGGGGAUAUCGACGAUUAUUGUAAUCUGGCUAAUCUGAUAUUUGCCGAAAUCGUCAAUUUCCUAGCUACACAUGGCCAAGAUAAAGGUGGCCAUGACAGCGCAUACGCAGCGUCGGUGUCCUUGCUCUGGCAGAAACUCCAGGAUUGGAGAGGCUAUCGACCACAGGAAGUCAAGCCCCUCCUUAGGAAUCCUGCGGCGUCGUCAAAAGUGUUUCCUGUGGUUCUCUACUCUCGCUCGUCAUCAAUUUGCGGUAAUACUUUCUAUCAUUCCGGUUCUAUACUAUUGCUGCAAACGGGGGAAGUCCCACUGCAAGCCCAUAACAUAUCCAGUGAACCUAACAGCCCCGUCUGGCACGCACGGGAGCUCGGCGGUAUUUCCAUCUCGAACCCUUCCCAUGCAAACUGGGUCAAUCAGGCCCAACCGCUUUACAUUGCGGGAACUGUUUUUACUCCCAGCGGAGGCGCACUAACUUUGUGGACACAUGAUUCUAUCAAUCGUCAGGAUGUGCAAUCACAGGUAGACCUAUCAGUACAACGCGGGAGCACGAUAAACUCGCUUGCGGGUGAUGAUGCGUCCCUGGAAACAUGGGAAGGGGAAGAAAGGUACGCUGCUGAGAAGGUCCUCCUCCUGAAGCAGUUGGUUCGCAUAGAACGAGAGACCGGUUGGAAAACGUCGGAUCGUGCGGUCGAUCUAAGGCUACUGUGGGGAAUGGGAUAGGUGGGCUUCCAUGCAACAGCGCAUGGUCUGCUUCUGGAAACCGGUGCUUGUAUCACGCUAUAAGAUAGGGUAAUACCAGCGUGUCAAAUGUGCCCAUGCACCGACGGCAUACCUCAGCGGGGCACCAAUGGCCAUGGCCCUAGAAUCGAGGCGUUAUGGUUGACAGGGGACCGUCGUUUAGACCAGGAAAUAUAGCGUGCCAUGCAGUAACCCUUCCCUACUCAUAAAAUAUCAAGGAGCAGAAGAACGAGCAGUGAUACGACGUUGACCAACGUAUCUCAUGGCAUCUCUGGUGAGAGACCCAGCGACACGCUGCUUGUUUUUGAUUUUCGGUUUCUAGGAGGCUUUGCAUGACUGGUUGGAUAGAUAACCGUGGAGCUAUGGAUUAAACAGGAUCGUGAUGCAUGACUCCAUGCAUGUCAGUCUGGAUAAUCUGGAGUAUAGUUGUGCAGAACAUGGGAGCGCCUCUUUUGCUGGCCACUGUAAC